Messenger RNA from Megachile rotundata (alfalfa leafcutting bee), 6866 nucleotides. It is a transcript of the gene DNApol-theta, whose product is annotated as DNA polymerase theta. Gene Ontology annotation, biological process: DNA-templated DNA replication; double-strand break repair via alternative nonhomologous end joining. The record is from RefSeq and is a predicted model, not a curated record. NCBI's taxonomy places the organism in Eukaryota, Metazoa, Arthropoda, Insecta, Hymenoptera, Megachilidae. Gene Ontology annotation, molecular function: DNA-directed DNA polymerase activity; DNA binding; ATP binding.
AAUAUUGUAUAAUCAUGAAUGAAUUUUAUAUGGAUAUUAUUGAAAAACAUAUAUAUUAUGAUUGCAAUGAUUUAAAUGAUAACUUGUAAUCUUAAGUCAAAAAUAAUAAAAUGGAAUCUAUUAGUAAAAUACCAUCCUUCGGGGAUAACACUUUAUCUGCCUGUAUUCAGGCUGAAAUGAAAAAUACAAAUAGUAUUGAUGAUGAUAGUGAUAUGCAGGCACAUAUCAAAAAUAGUAUUUUUAGUUCUAAGGUAGCUAAUAAUGCAAUGGGUAUUAAAUCCACCUGGAAUCAGAAUACUUCAAAAUGUAAAGAAUUAAAAACAAAAAAUGCAACAAGAUUAAAAGUUAAUAGCAAAACUACUGCAUCCACAAGAUCAAGAAUUAAAACAGUUACUUCUUUGAAAAGUAAUUGUAGUUCAUCAAAGGAUGGUAAAGAAAACACAAACAUUAAUUGUUCAAAAAGUGAUAUUUCUUUAAAUUCAAAUACAUUAUUAAAACAAUGUAAUAAAUCUGAAUUGUCGAUUUUGCAUGUUACUAGCAAUAGUAUUAAAAUUAGUGCUUUAUCUAAAACAAUAAAUAAUACAACCAAUGUAAAAUUAUCUAAUAGUGGCACUAUAACAAAUAACGAAGAGAAAUCUUCAAUAGUAAUUCCUUCUACUUCUGCUAUUAAUACUCAAGAUAGGUACAAGUUAGCUUCUUGGGGUUUACCACCAAAUAUACUUCGGAAAUAUGAAUCACGAGGAAUAACAACUAUGUUUCCUUGGCAAGUGGAAUGUUUAUCAAAUCAUAAAGUCAUUGAAGAGCAAUGCAAUCUUGUGUAUUCUGCCCCAACAUCAGCUGGAAAAACCUUAGUAGCAGAAAUUCUGAUGAUAAAAACAAUAUUAGAAAGACACAAAAAAGCAAUUUUUAUCUUGCCAUUUGUUUCUGUUGUUAGAGAAAAAAUGUAUUAUUUUCAAGAUUUACUGUCUGACAGUGGAAUUUGUGUACAAGGAUUUAUGGGUGGUAUUGCUCCACGUGGAGGAUUUGCUGCUACUCAUGUUGCAAUAGCAACAAUUGAAAAAGCAAACUCCUUAAUAAAUCGUCUAAUGGAAGAAAAUGAACUAGUCAAUUUAGGAGCUGUAGUGAUAGAUGAAUUGCAUCUUGUUGGUGAUCCAAAUCGUGGUUACCUACUUGAAUUACUAUUAACUAAAUUGAAAUAUAUGACAAUUAGGAAUGAAAAUAUUAAUGUACAAUUGAUUGGUAUGUCUGCUACACUUCCAAAUCUAUCUCUUUUAGCUGAUUGGUUAAAUGCUGAACUGUACAAAACGGAAUUCAGACCUGUACCUCUAAAUGAACAAUGCAAAAUGGGGAAAAAUAUUUAUGACAAUGAAUUACAUUUAAUCAGAACUCUGAUACCAAUACCAGAAUUAACUGCGGAUUCCGGAGAUAUUCUUCAUUUAUGUAUUGAAACAAUAUCUGAUGGACAUAGUAUAUUGAUUUUUUGUCCAACAAAAAAUUGGUGUGAAAAACUAGCUGAACAUAUAGCUUCUAUGUUUUAUAAAUUAGGCAAAGAAGAUACAAAACUCGCAGAAAUUUUACGGCAUCAAUUGGAUUCUACAUUAAUCUCUGAAACGUUGGAACAAUUAAGACGAAGUCCAAUAGGUUUAGAUAACAUAUUAAAAAAUACAGUUUCAUUUGGAACAGCUUUUCAUCAUGCUGGUCUUACAAUGGAUGAACGUGAUAUUAUAGAAGGAGCUUUUAGAUCAGGAUCUUUAAGAGUUCUUGUUGCAACAUCAACUUUAAGUAGCGGAGUAAAUUUACCAGCAAGACGAGUAAUUAUCAGAUCACCAAUAUUUAAUGGGAAAGUAUUAGAUAGCCUUACCUAUAGGCAAAUGAUAGGACGUGCAGGUAGAAUGGGAAAAGAUACAGCAGGAGAAAGUAUAUUAAUUUGUGAAUCACAUGAACAGAAAGCAGCCAAAGCAUUAUUAUCAGCUGCUUUAAAACCAAUUGAGUCCUGUCUUGAAAAUUCAGGCCCCUUAAUUAGAGCUCUUUUGGAAGCUAUAGCUAGUGAAGUUGUAUACACGCCAUCGGAUCUUGAAUUAUACACUAAAUGUACUUUAAUAAGUAUGGAUAGUGAACAUGACUCAAAAGAUCCUUCAAAUGAAGCUAUCAAAUUUUUAAUAGAUAAUGAAUUUUUAUUACUACAAAACACAGAAGACGGACAUAGAUGGGUAGCUACAGCUUUUGGAAAAGCAUGUUUAGCAGCUUCGAUACCACCUAGAGAGGGUUUGUUCUUACUUGAAGAACUUCAGAAAGCAAGACGAUGUUUUGUUUUGGAUACUGAAUUACAUGUAGUGUAUUUAGUAACACCUGUUAACUCUGGAAGUCAAAUUGGAGCAAUCGACUGGAUGACUUUUCUAGAAUUGUGGAAAAUGUUAUCAGAAAGUGAACGCAGAGUUGGACAACUUGUUGGUGUAGAAGAGAGAUUCUUAACAUCAGCUAUUAAGGGGAUAGUGCGACCAGGAAAAUCACUUAAUAUACAUAGAAGAUUUUAUACUGCAUUAGCUUUACAUGAUUUGGUACGAGAAAUGCCUCUUGGUACAGUUUGUAAAAAAUACGGUUGUUGCCGUGGAGUUCUUCAAAGUUUACAACAGUCUGCUUCUACAUUUGCCGGAAUGGUCACGCAAUUCUGUAAACAGUUAGGCUGGGACUGCAUGGAGUUAUUAGUAUCGCAAUUCCAGGCUCGUUUACAAUUUGGUGUCUGUAGAGAAUUAUUAGACUUAUUACGCCUUCCAAUGUUAAAUGGAUUACGUGCUAGAAGUCUUUAUAAACAAGGAAUUACCUGUGUCGCAGAUUUAGCUGUUGCUAAUGAACUUGAUGUUGAACGUGCACUUUAUAAAGCACUUCCUUUUGAAAGUGGAAAAGAACACGAUGGUGAAGAUGAAUCAGAAGCUAUAAAACGAAAUAAAAUGAGAACAGUAUUUGUUACUGGAAGAGAUGGCUUAACGCCUCAUGAAGCAGCAGUUAUGCUAGUGCAAGAAGCUAGAGCACUAGUUAGGAACGAACUGAAAUUGCAAGAUAUGUCAUGGAAGCAGAAUGAAGAAUCUAUUUUUACUAAUGAAUCUCGUUCAAAAACAAAUAUGCAACAGAAUAAUUUUCAGACUACAACAAAUGCAAGCAUACGUGCAAAAACUGAAACUUCUGCACAUAAUAAUUCUGAAAUAAAAAUUCAUUCGAGUGAAAAACUACUUGCAAAGGAAGAAAAACAAAAUUUAUGUUCAUUCACUAGUAAGAGUCUUGAAUGUAUUAACGAAGAAGAUACUUUGCACGAAUCGUGUAGAAUUAAACGAUCCGAUACAGAUAUAGAUGUCGUUAAUGAAAUUGAAAAUGUUAAAGAUUCUAAAUGUAACGUAGAAAAUGUAAUGCAAGAAAGUAAUAAUAUCAAACUUACCGAUCAAUUAUUGCAAAUAGAUAUUCCAGAACUGUUUAAUUCUUCAAAUGGAAAACUUUCUUUUGAUUUUUUUGAAUCUAGUAGCCCUAAACUACUACAUGAAAUUAAACAAAGACAAAGUGAUGAAUCACUAAUUAGCUUCAAGGGUAUUAAAAAAAAUUGUACUCAAAAUAUUACCCUUAAAAAUUCGCUAGACAACGGACAAAAAACUCAAAAUAAAAGUGAGGUACCUAGUAAAAAAAUUAGAACUUCGGAUAAAACAGAUUCCACAACACCAGUUUGUGUAAAUGCAAUGACUCGUAUGUCAAGUUUAGAGAAUAAUACAAAAUCAGCAAUUUCAAGAAGUCCCAGUUUAUUUGAUGAUAGUUUGAAUCUUGAUUCACAAAUGUAUAAUGUUCUUGAACAAAACAUUGUUGAUUCUUUACAUUUUUCAGAAUUUGAGGAAACUAAAUCACCUGCUCACAAAUUAGAAACAGAAAGUAAAAUAUUGACAAAUUUACAGAUUACUAAAACAUCUAAUAGCAACAUUCAAAUAAAUAAUCAUGAAACUAAUAAUUCAGUAAACUUUACAAGUUCGAAGCAUAAUAUAUUUUUUUGGAAGGACGAUUCGUGGAACGAAUCGAAAAAAGUCGCGGAAAGGAUAAAUCAAGUUCAUGUCCAAGAUGAAAAAGAGCUAUCAUUUAAACACAAUAUUAGAAAUAUAAAAAAUAUAAAUUUGAAAAAUAUAGAAACUACUGGAGUGAAUAAUUUUACACCUGAAAUGAAGAAAAAAUAUGACACGAAAUUAGAAAAUUCUGUGAAUAUUUCUAAUGAUUUAAAGAAGAUAUCUCAGAAGCGUAGAUUUAAAGAUAUUGCAGUUGCAAAAUCACCUGUGGCAAAUGUAGUUUUUAGUAAAAAUCGUGGCGGAUCAUUAGAUUCAAAUAAGUCAGAUUCAGAUGAUAUUAUUGUUGCUUCACAAAAUAUGAAUUCACCUGCUGCAAGUAUAAAAAUAAGAAGUAAAUUAGAUUCUGAACGAAAGCUAAAGUUAUGUGCUCAAAAAGCUGUUAAUUAUACACCCGUUAAUGUCAAAAAGUCAUAUACAGCAGGUGUUCCAAAAUCAAUACAAAUUGAAAAAUGCAAUAUUACCAAAAAAUUAAGUGAAAUAUUUACAAGAAAGGUAUUAACUAGUAAAGAUUGCAGCACAGAUAGUGUAAUCUCAAAUUCAGAUGAAGAUACUCCUAAAAAAUCAAUGAAAACAUUGCAGAAAUCUCAGAUAAACGUAAAAAAGACUCCCAAGAAUUCGGAAAUAUGCUUGCAAGCUAAAGAACUUGGAGGUGGCAUCAGUAAAAUGAGCAACUGGAAUACGUUAAAUAUUAUAAAAGUUGGGAGUGAUAGAAGCACAUUUAAUUUAUUUAAACGUGAAGUUAUGCAAAAACGAUAUAUUUCUUUAGCAUUGAGUUGUGAAAUGUAUAUUGACAAUGGUAAUAACAUAGGUUCUAAAAUUAUCGAUUCCGUAAAUCCUCAAAGGAAAAAGAGAACUAAAAGAAUAGAAAAUUAUGCUCAUGGAAAUAAAAAGUUGAAUGGUGUUGCUAUUGCUUGGGAAAGCAAUAUUGCAUACUAUAUUUCUUUUUUUAAUGAACAAGAUUUAAAAAUUCCAGGAAAGGAACAAAUGAAAUUACUCAAAGACAUAGUUUCUAAUACAUCGUUAUAUGUAAAGUGUUUCGCAACUAAGGAAAUAUUUAAAACUUUGUACGAAUGUUGCAGUAUUUCUGCGUCCUGCAGAUUUUUAGAUCCAAAAGUAGCAAAUUGGUUAUGUGAUAGCACUAUUCAUGAAAAGACUUUUAAUGAAAUGGUAGAGGAAUAUUUUCCACAAGGACGUUCUAUAACAAAGCAAAUAUCUGCAUGUUAUGAUAUAGGACCUGGACUAAAUAUCAAGAGUUCAAUUCCAGGAGAAUUUAGAGCAUCUGCUGAAGCUAUACUUACAUGGCAUAUAACAGAUAAACUUUUAAAUAAAUUAGGAGAAAUUCAUUCAUCAUUGCCAAAUACAUUUAAAGAUAUUGAAAUGAGAAUAAUAAUCUCACUAGCUUGUAUGGAAUUAAAUGGCUUAGGUGUAUCUUUAAAAUCAUUACAAGAUUUGUCUUCUAUUGUACGUAAAGAAAUGACAUCGUUAGAAGAACGAGCGUAUGCACUGUGUGGGAAGAAAUUCAAUUUCUCUUCGUCUAAGGAAAUUGGGAAGAUUUUAGGACUAUAUAAUGGGAAAAAAAUUAGUGUAAAUAAAGCUGUAUUAGGACAUUCUGACCAUCCUGUAUCAACUCUUAUUAUGUCAUGGCGCAAAUUGAAUGCAACUCAAACUAAGAUUAUAUAUCCACUACUAAACCUAGCUCAACACGGCUGUCGUAUUCAUGGUAACUGUGUUACCAAUACACUAACUGGUAGAAUAUCUAUGCACGAGCCAAAUUUGCAAAACAUACCAAAGGAUUUUACUUCUGAAGAUGGUAGUUUUACAAUAAGUGUUCGAAUGGCGUUUGUUCCCGCUGUAGGAAAUGUUAUAUUAUCAGCAGACUAUUGUCAACUUGAAUUAAGAAUAUUAACUCAUUUUUCAAAAGAUGAAACAUUAUGUGAUAUUAUGACUAAAUCCGGUGACAUUUUUAAAAAUAUAGCAGCCAAUUGGAAUCAUGUCUCUGAAGAUCAGGUCGAUGAUACGAUGCGUCAACAUACCAAACAAUUAUGUUAUGGAAUGAUUUAUGGUAUGGGAGUAAAAGCACUUGCUGAAAGUUUAUCUGUAGAUGAACUAAAAGCCAAAGAAUUUUUAGAAUCAUUUAUGAAUGCAUAUUCAGGUAUAUCUAAGUGGUUGGAUAAUGUCGUAGAAGAAGCUCGAAUAAAUGGAUACAUAACAACCAUUUUUGAAAGACGUAGAAUGCUGCCAGCAUUAACGAGUACAAAUACAGCAGAAAAAUCCCAAGCAGAACGUCAAGCAGUAAAUACUAAAGUUCAGGGGUCUGCAGCUGAUAUUACAAAAAAAGCAAUGGUAAAUAUCGAGGAAAGAAUAAAAUGUGAAUUUCCAACUUCAGUAGCUAUUAUGCCUACUGUUAGUCCUAUUCGCAAGUUAAGAAGUAAUAGCAGAGAAGCACAACAAAGAGGUGGUUUUUUAAUAUUACAACUUCAUGAUGAAUUAUUAUAUGAAGUAAAUAUAAAUGAUUUAAGGCAGGUAGCAACAAUUGUAAAGGAAGAAAUGGAACAAGCAUGCCAACUUAUAGUACCAUUGCCGGUAAAACUUAAAGUUGGAUCUGCAUGGGGAGAUCUUUGUGAAUAUAAUCUUUAACGUUAAUCUAUUUACUUUUCCUAUUGAUAAUAGCAAUAUUUAUACAUAUAUAGUUUUAAACAGAAAUCAUAUUAAUCAUGUUCAAUUUUUAUUACACAAAAUAUUUAUUAAAUUUUAAUAUUAUGCAUUGUAGCA